Racocetra fulgida is the source of this 139-nucleotide messenger RNA. The record is from the annotation of a GenBank genome assembly. Lineage: Eukaryota; Fungi; Glomeromycota; Glomeromycetes; Diversisporales; Gigasporaceae.
UACCAGACGCUCACGCACAUAACAACUUUCAAGGCAAUUAUUCUGCCGACAAUACAUACGAUUAUCAAUCACCUUUGCAACCUCAAUUUUCGGAUACACUUGAUUAUUGUGUUCCAAAUUUCCCAACACCCCCUAAUCA